AUGGUUCACGCCGUAAAAUAUAUGUACAAGUACGUAUACAAAGGGUACAGAUAGAGCGGUGUUACAGAGAGACACGAUGCUAACAGCGUAUUACAAAUUCAACGCGGAACAUGAGGCUGCGUUCGGAGCUGGAAAGGUAUCACAAGAGCCGUAGCAUCUGUGGGAACAGUUCGAGUCGGCUAUGGCAGAAGAUUGUGUGCACCGUAGCUUGA
This is a messenger RNA of Haemonchus placei, 212 nucleotides long. NCBI's taxonomy places the organism in Eukaryota, Metazoa, Nematoda, Chromadorea, Rhabditida, Trichostrongylidae. The record is from the annotation of a GenBank genome assembly.